AUGGCUCGCGGCAACCAGCGUGAUAAGGCUCGUGAGAAGAAGCUUAAGGAGGAAGGCAAAAAGAAAAGCGGGAAUGCCAUGAGCGGCACCCAAAUGCAACACGCUAAGGAGUCCAACGCCGAUAUCAUGCGAAAGAAGCAGGCUGCCGCUGAGGCUCGCAAGGCCGCCGAGGGUCCCAAGAAAUAA
Fusarium poae is the source of this 186-nucleotide messenger RNA. RefSeq lists its product as uncharacterized. NCBI's taxonomy places the organism in Eukaryota, Fungi, Ascomycota, Sordariomycetes, Hypocreales, Nectriaceae. The coding region runs from base 1 to 186 and encodes 61 amino acids. The record is from RefSeq and is a predicted model, not a curated record. The transcript has 3 exons.